AUGACCCGCGUCGUUCGUUCUAUCCUCAGCGGCCAGUUGGGUCUCCGCCAGUAUGGCCCUCAGAUGACCGCAGUCGCCGUCAGAUAUGAUGGGUCUGGAGGCGCGGUCAACUGGGCAUCGUCCGAAGCCUACAUCCGGGAUCCAAAACUCCAGCUUCGUCCAGGACCGGAUAGUGUUGACUUCACGGCGGCAAAUGAUGGACAACAGCUAUGCUUAGAGAAGCCAAGCCGCCCAAGGACUCUUCUCAGUCUACCUGAGGAGGUGCUUAACACGAUAGCUGAGCUUGUCAUGAGAAACGAUGAUAUGAUACUGGACCUGAACAAAGACACCAGCCUCACACAAGGAUUUGCACACGUCAACAAGAAACUGUACAGAAACUGGCGAUAUAUGUUCUUUCGUGAACAGAAACAUACGCUGCUCAUCUCCACCAGUAAUAGUCGUAGCACCUUCUCAAAUUUCGACAAGCUCCGCCCUGUACUGCGGAAGGUGUUUCAACUGGACUGCUGUCCUUCAGGAGAAGUAUCGGAUUGCUAUCUAGGCUACGACAACGAACUGGUCGAGAUUGUAAUUGAAUUCAGGCUGGACCAUAGCAUCUCGUUAGCCGAACUCAAGUUUAGUUGCUUACCAUUAGUCAUGGAGACAGCUGGCUUUAAUGAUCAAGACAGCCUUAUUGUUCGCCCGCGGGCUCUCGGUAGCGACAAAGUAGUUGAAGAGAUUCGCAUCCAGUUCCAAGAUCUACGCUUGAAAGUCGUCAAAGCGUUGAUGGAUGUCAUCUUCCUGGCUCAGAACAGGUGCGAACCUGAGAUUUGGAUCAACGGCCUCGGCGAGGUAGUCGAAGUAACCUCCAAAUCCUACCAAGAGUAUCCCCAAGACGAUAUACCGGACACAGCGACUGAAUUAACGCUGGUUGAAGGAACGGAGAAAAGGAUUCUGUCUAUCGUCUAUGCGCCGACCACAGCCAGUGUAUCACCGAAACCGCUCACUCGGGCACAGGAAACUAUGGACGUGAUGGUCUAUCAUAAGCCCACCCGCUGGUGA
Parastagonospora nodorum SN15 is the source of this 1038-nucleotide messenger RNA. RefSeq lists its product as hypothetical. The transcript is spliced from 4 exons. Lineage: Eukaryota; Fungi; Ascomycota; Dothideomycetes; Pleosporales; Phaeosphaeriaceae. Bases 1 to 1038 code for a protein of 345 amino acids. The record is from RefSeq and is a predicted model, not a curated record.